AUUAAUUUUAAAAUUAUUGAUUUCAUUUGACAUGUUCAUCAUUUUAUGCAAUUCAAAGAUGUUGAUGGAAACCUUUUUUUCGGGGCGUCGACCAGACAAACUCGGUACGCGGACCGCCGGAGAGGACCGCAGAGAGGACCACCGAAGAGGAACGCGGAGGGGACCGCAGGAGAGGACCGCGGAGAGGACUGCCGGAGAGAGGCUCGCCACCACCGUCCGUGGUUGUUCGCUGCUGCCCGGCCAGGGUUCACCGGAGUGGACCACUACUAGUGGUAUGGCUCGCCGCUGGAUCCCGCCGGAGGUGAAGCUAGAGGGCUCGCCGAUCUGGGAGGAGGCUCACCGUCCCUGGUGGAGGGUACUGCCAGCGGCCCUGUCGCUUGCUCGCUGCUCGCCGGAAAGAUCCGCGUUGUUCUUCAGGAUUCAAUGUCUUCGAGCCUCUUCUUUACUGGAUCUGGGCGGCCAAGAAAAUGCAGCAAACUACAAGGUACGGGCAGAGUAUAUUUUUCUCUCUCUUCCUUUUGUUUGACUUUUCUCCACUUCCAAUCCCUCUCCUCC
Messenger RNA from Cuscuta campestris, 555 nucleotides. The record is from the annotation of a GenBank genome assembly. Lineage: Eukaryota; Viridiplantae; Streptophyta; Magnoliopsida; Solanales; Convolvulaceae.